Oncorhynchus kisutch (coho salmon) is the source of this 6505-nucleotide messenger RNA. Its product is annotated as mucin-17. The transcript is spliced from 6 exons. The coding region runs from base 640 to 5538 and encodes 1632 amino acids. NCBI's taxonomy places the organism in Eukaryota, Metazoa, Chordata, Actinopteri, Salmoniformes, Salmonidae. The record is from RefSeq and is a predicted model, not a curated record.
AGUGCAACUUGGGAAGGAUGGGAAGAAAGAAAGUAGGGUAGUUUGAGAGAUGACAUCAUUCCUCAUUUGAAUAAAUCCCAGCCGGGGUAGUGAUUGGUCGUGAGAUGGAGAAAGUCGAGUUACUUGGCUAUUCAUCCCUUUCAAUUUCGCCCCCGCGCGCAAUGCCGUGGUAAAACCCUCUCUGCCUGUCCAUCCAUCCUGCCCAGUAGAGAGUGUGUGCGUGGACUGCAAAUCGCUUUUCCUUUCUUUGGAAGGGACGCGCAUCACUUCUGGAAACUGCGGUCGACAGAAGUUUCUUGGUAAUCUGGCUGCUGUAUUUUGGCCUGUUUCUCAUCUUGUUCGGUUUCAUUUUGUAAUUUGUUACACUUUGUAUUCGAGGAUACUGAAAGGAUUGGGAGGAUAUUGUCAAACACUGGGCGUAGCUGGAGAUCAAGCUAUAGCUAGCUACACUGCGUUGAUGGCAGAGAAAAGCAGAGCACCAGUGUGGGACUAUUACAUGGAGUUGGCACCAGGGAAAGCAAGGUGUCUUAUUUGUGAUAAAGAUAUCAGACUCCACCAUCGCCUGAGUGCAGUUACCAUCUUCAGUCUCAAGCUCUCCAGCCCUCCUCUGUAGAGACGGACAGCCAGGACUGAGGGGAGAUGAAACCGGAUGGGGUUGCCACGGCAGCGAUGGAGCCAAUGGAAGCACUGGAUGCCGAUCCGGUAAACGAGUCAGUUGCGAUGGGAGAGGAACCUAAUCAGGCUGCGCCGGCACCACACACUGAGGGAGUUGGCCAGCAGGGAGAGAUGGGGCAGGGUGAGCCUCAACCAGAGCCAGCCCAGGUGGCACCCACCAAGACGGGGAACAGCAAGGCUGCAGCAGACCCAAAAGCCAAGACCAAGGCCCCCGCUGCUAAGACGAAGCCUGGGACCACAAUUAAGACCACGACCGGACCAGGGUCUCGACCCAACACCGCCCAGAGCCGACUGACCAAUGGGGUUUCCAAGCCACAUGCCAACGGAGUGGCCAAGAAGACCACCGCUGGUGCCCCAGAGAAGACCACGCCCAAGAGGCCCGUAGGCACAGCCGUUGCCCCUACCACUAAGACCACCGCCAAGGUUGGUGAGAAGAAGGCAGCGGGCACCACCCGCCCUGCCUCGGCUCCUGCUGCCACCAACGGGGUGAAGGCCACCACAGGAACAGCAGCAAAGAAGACACCUGCGGCGCCAACUAAUGGUGUCAAAGCCACCACCACCGCUGCUAAGAAGCCCACAGCUCCCCGGCCUGUCUCUGCAGCUACCACCAAGCCCAGCACUGCCGCUGCUCCCAAGCCUGAUAGGCCCCCUGUUUCCAAGACAACCAGGCCUGCCACUGCUGCUCCAGGAUCUCGCCCUGCCUCUGCUGCAGCCAGCACAGCCACAGCCAAGAGCUCCACAUCCACAGCCAAGCCUGGCACCCCCACGGCUAAAACCACCUCCACCACUCCCAGACCAGCCUCUGCCAAAGCCGGCUCUACAACACCCUCUGCUGGACGGAUCCCAACAUCACAGCCCUCAAAAACCGCAACUCCCAUCAAGAAAGAUGUUACCAAAUCAGCCACCAAGAAGCCUGCAGCGGCUCCUCUCACUCGCACCUCACCAGCCAAGACCACCAAACCUGAGACUCCUAAAUCAGCCUCCUCAUCCAAGCCAGACUCCACCCCCAAGAAGCUGGCUGCCAGCAGCAAGGCCGCAGACACCAAGAAGACGCCAAGCAAGCCCACGCCUUCAAAGGAUGUCAGUGCUGGCCCCAAGACCCCUAGUAGCAAGCCAGCAGGGAAGGCUUCCACCCCUAAGAAGACUGUGGGCAGCAACACUCCCAUGGCAGUGAAGCGUGGCCCCAAGCCCACGAUGGCGGCAGAGCCCGCGACUAAAGAGGGUGAGACCCAGGACGCCGCUGUUGCUGCCACCAUAUCUGCAGCUGCCUUGGCUGCUGUGGUCUCCAUGGCAACCUCGGAAGAAGCAGUGGUGGCUGUGGUCCCAGAGGAGAAGGAGACUGUGCCCCUUCAGGCCAGCCAGCCAGAGGAGGCCCCAGAGGCCAUUCUCUCUCAGCUGUCAGCUCAGCUGGACCUGGUCCCCCUGGAAGAGCCAGCAGACACAGUGUCUCCCCUGGGCACCACGGUCUUGUCUCCUCCAUGCUCCCCCACUGGGCCCAUGUCCCCGGUCAGGGAGCCCCAGAAUGCCUCUGCUCUGCUGGACAUGCACGUCCAGCCAGAACCCAGUUCCCAGAACCAGUCUGCCAUGGCUCCACAGAGCCCGGUCCAGGAGGAGGAGAUAUUCCAGGCAGACUGCUGGGCCCAGAACCAGUCUGCCAUGGCUCCACAGAGCCCGGUCCAGGAGGAGGUGAAGGUCCAGCCAGAUGAGCAGCAGGAGGACCUUCUCAUGCCCUCCUCUUCAGCCCCUCCUGCAUUCAGCAUAAUGUCUCAGCCCAUGGAUGAGUUCACCUCGGAGGUCCUGGUCUCUCCCUCUCAGGACCAGGAAGAGGCAGUGGAGAAGGCAGAUGAGGAGAUCAACGAAGAUGAUGACGAUGAGGAGGAAGAGGAGAGGACAGUGGGCAAGCCGACAUCACUGUUGGACAUGAGUAGCUCUCAGCCCUCAGAGGAGGCCAAGCCUGCAGGCUUCAGUGGUGCCACCGGUUGGCAUCGGGAUGAUGUCUUGUCAGGGAUGGAUUCUGAGGAUGUGAGCAGUAUGAGCAGCCGCCUGCAGGGGGCGUCAGAGUUGAGCAGCACCCAGCAUACGGGCCUGCUGCAAGGUACCCAGAGCUCCGACGCCCUGGUAGACUCCAGCCUCAAGGGAGAAGGCUCCCCCGAUGUGGAGACACUGCUCAACGAGGAUAAUGAAGAUGAGGAGGAUAGGAAAGUGUGCAAGCCGACAUCACUGUUGGACAUGAGUAGCUCUCAGCCCUCAGAGGAGGCCAAGCCUGCAGGCUUCAGUGGUUCCACCGGUUGGCAUGGGGAUGACCUUUUGUCAAGGAUGGACUCUGAGGAUGUGAGCAGCCGCCUGCAGGGGUCAUCGGAGAUUAGCAGCACCCAGCAUACGGGCCUGCUGCAGGGUACCCAGAGCUCCGACGCCCUGGUAGACUCCAGCCUCAAGGGCUCCGAGGGAGAAGGGGACUUCAUGGGCUCCCCCAAUGUGGAGACCCUGUCCAACGAUGAGGAGGAAGAUGAAGAGGAAUAUGAGGAUAGGAAAGUGUGCAAGCCGACAUCACUGUUUGACAUGGGUAGCUCUCAGCCCUCAGAGGAGGCUAAGCCUGCAGGCUUCAGUGGUUCCACCGGUUGGCAUGGGGAUGACCGUUUGUCAAGGAUGGACUCUGAGGAUGUGAGCAGCCGCCUGCAGGGGUCAUCGGUGAUUAGCAGCACCCAGCAUACGGGCCUGCUGCAGGGUACCCAGAGCUCCGACGCCCUGGUAGACUCCAGCCUCAAGGGCUCCGAGGGAGAAGGGGACUUCAUGGGCUCCCCCAAUGUGGAGACCCUGUCCAACGAUGAGGAGGAAGAUGAAGAGGAAUAUGAGGAUAGGAAAGUGUGCAAGCCGACAUCACUGUUUGACAUGGGUAGCUCUCAGCCCUCAGAGGAGGCUAAGCCUGCAGGCUUCAGUGGUUCCACCGGUUGGCAUGGGGAUGACCGUUUGUCAGGGAUGGACUCUGAGGAUGUGAGCAGCUGCCUUCAGGGGUCAGCAGAGAUUAGCAGCACCCAUCAUAGGGGCCUGCUGCAGGGUGAGGAGAUCAACGGAGAUGAUGAGGAGGAAGAGGAGAGGACAGUCCUGGUAGACUCCGGCCUCAAGGGCUCCGAGGGAGAAGGGGCCUUCAUGGGCUCCCCCAAUGUGGAGACCCUGUCCAACGAGGAAGAGGAUAGGAAAGUGUGCAAGCCGACAUCACUGUUUGACAUGAGUAGCUCUCAGCCCUCAGAGGAGGCCAAGCCUGCAGGCUUCAGUGGUUCCACCGGUUGGCAUGGGAAUGACCUUUUGUCAGGGAUGGACUCUGAGGAUGUGAGCAGCCGCCUGCAGGGGUCAUCGGAGAUUAGCAGCACCCAGCAUACGGGCCUGCUGCAGGGUACCCAGAGCUCCGACGCCCUGGUAGACUCCAGCCUCAAGGGCUCCGAGGGAGAAGGGGCCUUCACGGGUUCCACCAAUGUGGAGACUCUGUCCAACGAUGAGGAGCGAGUUGAUGAUAUGGAUGUGAGCUCAGAGCGGGCAGUGGACCACCAGAACGUGUGUCAGCAAGAGGAUGAGGAGGAUGAUGAUGAUGUGGAGAUGCCCAGCGAAGGGGUGACGGAGAGUGGACUGGAGAGCUGUGGGAACGCAGAUGAGGAUGACUACACAGAGGACCGUUUGGAUAACCUCAACCGUUCAACCGUCCCACCUUCCUCAGCCUGGGGUCAGACAAACCCCUUCACUGACCCCUGGGCCCAGCCCCACCUCUCCUCCCCCCACACUGCCUCUAGCCCCCUGUCUGACCACGGGGCUGACGGCCCUGAGAGGCCCACCCAGUCCUCUGCCCAGGCCUGGUUGGAUCUCAGUGCCCCCUCUCUGAUGCUCCAUUCAGAGCAGCCCUCAGAGCCCCAGACUGCCCCUGAGGAGAUGGAGAGCUUUUCCCCAGUGGAGGCCUCUGCCCCCCCAGGCCCCCCUGCUGUGGGCAUGUCUCAGUCCAGCACCCUGAGUGGCACGGCCCUGGCCGUCCACAGCAGCAGUGAAACCAGCACUCCCGAGGAGCUCCGUGACUAUGACAGCAGCUCCGGGGUGGAGUCACGCUCUGACAAGCAGCAGACUCCCGUGCCAUCCAAUGUGCAGCCUGACCUGGAGCAGGACUUGGGCAUCCAUCUGGAGCGAGGUGACGAGGAGGAGGAGGCUGAGACGCUCCCUGCUGACGAGGUCCUGGGAGCAGGCCCUCCUACUGCCCCCGCCUCUGCCCCCUCUUCCCCCUCCACCUCGGGAGACGAGGCCAGCGACACGGAGGGUGAGAUGCAGAUCAAUGACCCAGAUGUUCCCGUCACCAUGGAUGACAGCGCUGAGUUCGACAGUCCACCGUCCGCCCGUAUCCUGCCUGCCCUGGAAGAGGAUGAGGAGGUGGUGGAGGCGCCGGCCGGAGGAGAGGAGGAGGACGGGGGUGGCGGCACACCCCAGUCUGCGAACUCAGUGGCGUCUUACGGCUUCGACUGCACCAUGUCCAACUCCAACGCCCACUCCACUGCCGAGAGCUGCGGUAAGAGUCCCGGCAUCUUCUCCCUGGAGAACGAGGACCAGUUGCCCGAGGAGGCCAAGGACCCCUCCCUCAUCAAGGAGCUGACCCUGCCAGCAGCGGCCGCCCAGUCAGAGGAGCUGCUGGGAGGCCCUGUAGACCUGCUGCCCCUGGGCCAGCCUGGGGACCAACACCAUUACAUGCUGGGGGGGAAGAUGGAUGCUGACGACCUGGAGGACACCCUCUGCCUGGGGCCCCAGCAUGCCGGGGAGGCCAGCGAGGGCCAGCCACCCUACUACUCUGCUAUAUGCGAUAAGACUGAUAGCUUUCUGGCAGGUAACGUAUAAGUCCCUACCCCUGGAAUGCACCUUCUUCCCCCCGCCCCCCCCCUUGUUGUUCUUAGUUUUUCUCUCGAGGUGGGUUAGAUGGUUUAGAAAAACAAGCAAAUGAUGGUAGGAAACAAAAGAAGCAAGGGGAACGAAAGACUGUAGAUCAGUGAAGCCUCCCUCUUUCAUACUACUAUUAUGGUUAUGAAUGUAUGGCACUACUUUAUAUGUACACUAGCUACCAUUUUCUAUUAGAAUGUUCUUUUUAAGUAACACUGCGUACUCUGUAACCCUUGAGGGGGCAUUGACUGACUGGUCCGUUGGGACAAAGCUCUUAAAAGAAAAAGAGUAAUGGACUCUACCUACAUGUGUAUUUAUCCUACUGUUUUUACCAAACAAAUGUCAGUUCUUUUGUUUUUGUACUUGUUUUGUUGGAACCCGGUCCUCCCUCCCCUAUGUACACGCUCCAUUUGAUCCUGCACCGUAGAGAUAUCCUACUCUCUUUUUUUACAAGUUUGUCUUGUUUUCAACACCAUUUUAGUAUUGAAUAAAAGACUAGAUAUUUAACAUGGCUUUCCUCCCCUUAUAGUUUUGUUGAGGUCGGUAUGGGAGUGUUCAAUUUGAAGUUUGUCUAGUUUUAAUUUGCGCUACAGGAAGUUUGCCUCUCCCUGCAUAGAUUAUCAUGGCAAGUAAAGUUGUCAUGUACAGUGUUUUUUGAGGCAUCUGUUUUAAGUGUUCAUGCCUCUUAGUUGAUCAUUUGUGCUUCAGAACCAACUAACAACUAUUUCUGGGGGAAAAACGUGCAUUCCUCUGCAUUUUAGAAUGCUUUUCUCACUGAAACGCUUUUAGUGAUAUUGCAUAUUCCAACUUGCAUGUACUAACAUUGAAAUUGUAUCUGAUUAAACCAUUAUACAGUAGGGAUGUUCAUAAAUGAAUGGUUCACGCUAAGUAGGUUUUUCAAAAUUCCAUUAAACAUCAUUGCAAGGCA